GGCCGCCGGCGAGGCAACUUCGCGUGCGCCCGAGGCGGCCGGACCCGUCCCGCGCCGCGCCCGCGAGCCAUGGACGCGCUGGCCCGGCUGCUGCCCGCGCUCCUGCUGCUCUGCGCGCGGCGGCCCCGCGGCACCAGAGCGAUGAAUGACAUUGGUGACUACGUGGGCUCCAAUCUGGAGAUAUCCUGGCUCCCCAACCUGGACGGCUUGAUGGCCGGCUAUGCCCGUAACUUCAGGCCUGGCAUUGGAGGCCCCCCUGUGAACGUGGCCCUGGCCCUGGAGGUGGCCAGCAUCGACCACAUCUCGGAGGCAAACAUGGAGUACACCAUGACCGUGUUUCUGCACCAGAGCUGGCGGGACAGCAGACUGUCCUACAACCACACCAACGAGACGCUGGGCCUGGACAGCCGCUUCGUGGACAAGCUCUGGCUCCCCGACACCUUCAUCGUGAACGCCAAGUCCGCCUGGUUCCACGACGUGACCGUGGAGAACAAGCUCAUCCGGCUGCAGCCGGACGGCGUGAUCCUGUACAGCAUCCGGAUCACCUCCACAGUGGCCUGCGACAUGGACCUGGCCAAGUACCCCAUGGACAAGCAGGAGUGCAUGCUGGACCUGGAGAGCUACGGCUACUCCUCUGAGGACAUCGUGUACUACUGGUCGGAGAGCCAGGAGCACAUCCACGGGCUGGAUAGGCUGCAGCUGGCUCAGUUCACCAUCACCAGCUACCGCUUCACCACCGAGCUGAUGAACUUCAAGUCGGCCGGCCAGUUCCCUCGGCUCAGCCUGCACUUCCACCUGCGGAGGAACCGGGGCGUCUACAUCAUCCAGUCGUACAUGCCCUCCAUACUCCUGGUCGCCAUGUCCUGGGUCUCCUUCUGGAUCAGCCAGGCCGCGGUGCCUGCCAGGGUGUCUCUGGGCAUCACCACGGUGCUGACGAUGACCACGCUCAUGGUCAGUGCUCGCUCCUCCCUGCCCCGGGCGUCGGCCAUCAAGGCGCUGGACGUGUACUUCUGGAUCUGCUACGUCUUCGUGUUCGCUGCCCUGGUGGAGUACGCCUUUGCACACUUCAAUGCCGACUACAGGAAGAAGCAGAAGGCCAAAGUCAAGGUCACAAAGCCGAGGGCGGAGAUGGACGUGCGGAACGCCAUCGUCCUCUUCUCCCUCUCCGCCGCUGGCGUCACCCAGGAACUGGCCGUCACCCGCCGGCAGUGCCGUGUGCCCGGGAACCUCAUGGGCUCCUACAGGUCGGUGGAGGUGGAGACAGGCGAGACCAAGGAGGGGGGAGCCCGCUCGGGCCAGGGCGGCAUCUGCGCACGGUUCAGGCCCAUCGACGCGGACACCAUCGACAUCUACUCCCGCGUCGUGUUCCCUGCGGCGUUUGUGGCCGUCAAUGUCAUCUACUGGGCGGCGUACACCAUGUGAGGGCGUCUCACCUCCUUGGCGGUCCUGCUGCCGGGAGGUGCGCCAGGAACUCCUGGAGGAAGGACCCUGGGAUCGGCCUGCCCUCUGCGAGCUUCAAGGUGACGACGACUGGCCCCGUGAAACAGGAGGAAGCCUUGGCCCUGAGCCGGGCCCCCAGCCUUGCCCAGAGACCAGCCUGGGGUCCUGCGCAGGCACAGGAGGCCGGGUGCCGGCAGAGCGGCAGAGCCAGGCCCGGCGCCGGCCCUUGGGGAGUUGUGAAUUCCUA
Molecule: messenger RNA, 1687 nt
Organism: Propithecus coquereli (Coquerel's sifaka)
Lineage: Eukaryota; Metazoa; Chordata; Mammalia; Primates; Indriidae
Gene: GABRD
Product: gamma-aminobutyric acid (GABA) A receptor, delta
Exons: 9
Coding region: 70-1422 (450 amino acids)
Biological process (GO): regulation of membrane potential; monoatomic ion transmembrane transport; signal transduction
Cellular component (GO): membrane; synapse; GABA-A receptor complex
Molecular function (GO): neurotransmitter receptor activity; extracellular ligand-gated monoatomic ion channel activity; GABA-A receptor activity
Source: RefSeq, a predicted model, not a curated record